GGAGGGAGAGAGAGAGAGAGGCAGACUCGAGUAGCAGGAGAGAAAGAGAAGGAGAGAGGGAAAGAAAGAAAAGAGAGAUUUGAGUAGCAGGAGAGAGGGAUAGAAAGAAGAGUGGCGAGAGAGAGAGGGGGGAAUAGAAAGAAGGGAGAAAGAGACGAGUGUAGAGAGAGAGAGAGGGAGAGUAGAAUACUGUAGCAGGAGAGAGGGGAAGAGAGGACUAGAAAGAAGGGAGAGAGAGAGAGAGAGAGACGAGUGUUAGGAGAGAGGGAGGGACAGAGGGAAAGAAAGAAGAGAGAGAGAGAGAGAGAGACAGACUCGAGUGGCAGGAGAGAGAGAGAGAGGGAAAGAAGAGAGAGAGUGUCGAAUAGCAGGAGAGAGAGAGGGAGAGAGGAAUAGAAAGAAGAGAGAGAGAGAAAUACAGACGCGCAGCUGCUGCCGCCGCCCGAGCGCUCCGGUCUCCGUGCUGCUCCCGCCGGAUGGAAGAAGCGGCCGCCGCCGCUCGCCCCUUCGCCUUCUCGCCCCCUGCUCCUCGCGAGUAAAGCCCCGGAGGGCGAGGAAGGAAGCACGCGGAUUGCUAAAAACGGGGCAAGAUUGAAGGAGGAGGAGGAGGAGGAGAAGAAGCAAAAGGAGCCGCCUCGCUAGCUGCAACCGGGACUCAGAGCCAGCUUCCCGGCUGCUUGACUUAGGGGACCCCCCUCUCCCCGCUCUACACCCCCUUCCCCCAAAUCGCCGGGGCGGAGGGAGCGUAGAAGGCAGGACCCCCCCCUUCCCCACUCCCACCCCCCCCAAGACAACCAGCGCCGGCCGUAAGGCUCUCCAAUGCCAUCGCGGGCGCAGAGCCGGGCAAAGCGAUGGGGAAACUUCACUCCAAGCACGCUGCUGCUUGCAAACCUCGAGAGAACCCCGAAGGUGAUAGCUUCGCCGUGAACGCCUCGCUGGCGCGGAAAGGGCUGGAGGAAUGGCCGGUGAACCCCAAAAGCUCCGGGGGCGACGGCGACGGCGGCUCGGGAAUCCCGCAAGGCUGCCCCCACCGGGCGUUUGGCAAAUGUUCCGGCUCCAGGGAGGCAGCUGGUGAAAUUUUCAGGGAGGCGCUUGAAAACGAACAUUUUCAUCUCGAAGUUGCUCUGCCCCCAGAAAAGACAGAGGGAGCUUGCAGUGGUGAUGAGAAGAAAGCAGAAAAGGAAACGGAUGGCCGCGCAAAUGCCAAGAAGCAGCUAAAAUUUGAGGAAUUGCAGUGCGAUGUGUCUGUUGAGGAAGACAACAGGCAAGAAUGGACCUUCACUCUCUACGAUUUCGACAACAAUGGCAGAGUCACCCGUGAGGAUAUUACAAGCCUGCUUCAUACCAUCUAUGAAGUUGUGGAUGCUUCUGUCAAUCAUUCACCCAACUCUAGUAAAACGCUGAGGGUUAAACUCACUGUUGCUCCGGAUGGGAGCCAGAAGAAGAGAAGCAUCAUGCUGAACCACAGUGCAGAUCUUCAAAGCUCAAGGCAUCGAGCAGAGAGCAAAGCUGGUGAAGAAGCAAGAAGUUGUGACAAGAAGCCAAGGGGUUCCCUCAGGUACCAUCAUGGAGAAUCCAAGCCUGAACCGAAUGGAUGCUACCAUCACUGUGUUGAUGAAAACAUUGAAAGGAGGAACCACUAUUUAGAUCUCGCAGGAAUAGAAAACUACACAUCGAAGUUUGGGCCAGGCUCUCCACCGAUCGCUCAGAAGCACAAUCCAACCGUUCGGGUUGCCAAUCAAACAAGAUCCCGUUCCCAUGAGCCAGAGGUCUUCCACGCCCACCAGCGGAGGUCCCCUGUGGUGGAUCCUGCCCAUAUCAACUUAAUGGAAGCUUCGUAUGCAAAGCUGGCAGAAAUUCAGCAGAGGCUGCGAAGUCAAGAGGCCAGCAGGCAUUUUGUGAAGUCUCCCAAGGCUCAAAGCAAAAACACGGCUUCCGUUCACACCGGAAGGGCGAUGAGAAGUAAACCCAUCCAAGGAGUACCGCUUCCCAUGGCUUCUCCUACUGCGCGGGUAGGCCAGAACCUACCUUACCACCCCAUGCAGUCUCAGCAGACUUACAAGAAACAUAAGCAGAGGGCAAAAGAGACUCACCAAGUGUGCAAAAGCUUCCCAGCUCCAGGGACAGUGGUGGAAAAAGAGCACGUCCGAGAUCUGCCUGCGGUCAUCUUAUAUGAAGGCCAAGUUGGGCAGAUGAUCCAGAGACAUGAACACCAUCACCAUCACGAGCAUCAUCACCACUAUCACCACUUCUACCAGACAUGAAAUGGACUUCUCCCUCUCCCACCUCUUGGGAAGUUCUCCCACCACAUGAAGGAAGGCGUGUUUGUGGCCUCUUGGGGGAAAAAAGAUCGGUGUUGUCCUUAUUCAUGUUAGUAUUGUUGCUAUAACAUUAAUAUUCUGCUAAAGCUAUUUUAGAAGUUGUAUGAAAAACACUAAAAAAAAAAUAAUGAUGAUGAUGAUGAUAAUAAUAAUAACAAUUACCUAACAUUAUUUAUAUUAUGUGGAACUGUAUCACUUACUUUAAUAACUUGUGGUUUUUAUUAUUUUGGAAAGAAUUGGCUUGUUCAACACACACACACACACACCAAUGGUGAGAUACAACCAAUGUAACAACUGGUUUGCUGAGGUCAGUAUAGCAAAGGGGCGGGCAGGUGGGCCCACCUGAUCAUUGGAGCGAACCUGUUCACUCUCAGCCGAUUGUCGGAGCUACCGGUUCGAGUGAACCAAUCCGAACCAGCUGAAUACCACCUCUGACAUACACAUAAGAAAACAGCCAUAGAUAUCCUUAUGAGAAUCUUCACAUGAACUCUUUGUGUCUUCGGAGAACACAUGAAAGGGUGUGUGGAACUAGGUCCACUCCCAGAAAUGUACACCUCAAAUUUCAUCAGAAGUUUGUGAGAAGUUCUCCGUGGUCAUGUGUGAAGACCUCUUCAAGGAGAACUUCACGUUGCCUCUUUGAGCGUAGAUGUUCUCUAAGCAAAACUCUAGAGAACUUUCUACAGGAUGGGUGUUAAGAGGUGAGUGGGAUUCGGAUGGUGGGAAAUCGGUAGUUGAACAUACAUCUUGGUUCAUGUGAUGAGCUGUGUUCAAAAUCUUAAGAGACGCCAUUGAAGCAAGCUUUCCGUUGUGAUUUUAGAAAAGAGGCUUUGAACAAAUGGUUAGAUACCUAGUUUGUUGCACAGGUUGGCUUACGUCAUGGAAACCUGUCAGCAAUUUCAAAAAUACAAAAUAGUUGCUACCUCUUGGAUAAUUCAAAACUUCUUAUUUGAUUGAAUGUGCUGCCGGAAAGGAAGGGCUGAUGGAACCAGGGAAGGGAUUUUUUUUUACUUGAUUGCAUUCAUGUAGCCUGCUAAUAUUUUACUACUCAUCACUUUGUUAGCUAUCCCUUAACAGUAGUGAUGAGGAAAUGGUUCAUUUGCUCAUUAAAAAAGCUACGAUGUCCAAACUUGUUAUUAUUUCCAUUAUUUUUUAAUGGCCACCUUUAUACGUUAGGUCAUUUUAAACAUUUUUGUUUCUUGCCAUAUUGCCAUAUCUUUAGAUUAGAAGGUCUGUAGGAAUUUGUGGUGUUCAGGCAACAGAAAAGCACGAUCAAUCUUGAAUUAACACAGGAGACCAUCUCUGCUGCUUGCCACUACUCCUAAUAAUAGCUAGCGAGGGGUUUCUGGCAUCUUAAGGUACUUAUGGUUUAGGAGAGCAUAUAUGUAGCUCAGGAUUGAACCGUGGAGUCCUUGGUGGUCUCUGAGCUUGAUCAUUACCAAGGAUUUCAUGGUUCGUAUGGUACUAGAAGGCAAGUGGCCUUCCUUUUGAGAUGUUGCUCUGAGAUGACACGAACAAGUGACUUGCUCUUAGUUUCAGAUCAUUUCUGCUGGUCUUUUCAAAGUGUCCCCCCACCACCAUAUUCUCAGAUGAGACUGAAGAUCAGAGUCAGAAUGACCAGGGACUUUCUUGAGGUUUGUUAUAAAGACUAACAGUGUAUUAUAUAGUCAGCAAAAUGACCGGGUUCGCAAGUGUCCUGUUUCAGGCCAUAAUCCAACAGAUUAUGAUUUAUGGAUUCUUCUCCACCCAACUGCUAUUCUACGUUCGACCGUUCUUAUUCCACUUAUGAAAUGGAAGUAAGGGCUGUACGACAAAGAGCCUACUAUACGUUCCUUUCUCACAACUACUCUUGUGAGACCCAUAAUCUCCCCAAGGAAGAGCCAACAUCACCUCUUCUCCCGCUAUAAAUUAAGAAUAGAAGCAGAGUAGCUGAAAGGGAAAUGGAAUUAAGUCUGACCCUCACAUUACACAAGGGCCUUUGUGUUGUUUUGUGUUGAGUUUUACAAGACAGUGAAAGGGUGCUCUGGAUUCCCUUCCUUCUCCUCCCUCCCCCCCCUCCCCAUUUCCUCUGGCUAUAUAAUCUUGAUUUUUAUCCCCCUCCCCAGCAAGAAAUCCAAAGGGGAUUUUCUUGUUGUUGUUGAAACAAUAGAGGAAGCUUUGACCACUUGUGUGUAAUUAUUUUGAAAACGGUAUGCAAUUCAGGAUUGUUGUUGUUGUUUUUAGGUUGCUGUUUAUGUUUACAAAACGCUGAAGUGUUAUCAGAUGAUAUUUUUGUUUUUAACAACAACAACAAAUCUUUAAAGCUGGGAUUUAAAUGAUUGAGAUGAAGCUGACACAACGCAAGAUCAGAUGGUUUUGAGGGUCGAGACCAGAAGUAUUGGUUAAUUAGCAUUGGUCUCAAAAGAAAAAAGAAAAAGAGGGGAAAAAAAUAAGCUUUCGGGUUUUUUUCCUCCCCACUCCUGGUGAACCUUUUCAAAACAAAUCGAAAUGUAUAUUCUUGUAGGUUAUUUUCUCUCUUUUGCCAUCAGCUGGCGAGUGUCUUGUUCCGUACCACGACUAGCCUAUUCGAUUUAUUCUCUUGAUUUUUCUAAACUUUCCCCCCUGAAAUAUUUAUACAUUAUUUCUGUUGUUUAGAAACCAGCAGAGGGAAAGUUGGAUCGUAACUUCUCAAUUUACCACUGGCUGACUUGUUUUUGGUCCAGCUUUAUUUUGCUGCUUGCGUUAUUGGUCUUUGGUUUUUCGCCCAUAUGUGUAUAUAAAUAUAUAUAUAGAUACAUAUAUAUAUGUAUAUAUAUAAUUAUGGACUGCAGGAAAAAAAAUACAAUUUACUUGCCUGGUAUAGAAGGAAUAAGUUUAUUUAUAUGAUAGUGUUAAAUGAAGUCUGAUGUAUUCAAGUGAUGUUUGUUGUAUUGCAUGCAAACCCAUGAAAAGGAGACAUUCCAUGGGGGGGGAGGGGAAAUGCGGGGGAGGGGCGGUUGAGAAAGAGUUUCUUUGCUCCUUCGGACUGUUUUAAAAAGCUGAAUGUUUUCUACUUCCCUUAGCAACUUGAACAAAAAUAAUAAUAAAAUCUGAUCUCCUUCUAACCUGAAGAGUCAUGAAUAGGAAAUAUUCAAAUGUUAACUGGGGGACAGAUUAGCAAUGGAUUGAGGUGUCCUGUCCCCCCCCAAAAAAAAAUUAAACCAGUGGGAAAUUCAAUAAGGGGUAAAAAAAAUCAGUAGUAAAGAGCCCAUAAGUAACUUUCAAAUCCAGUCUAGUGCAGUGGUGAAAUCCAAUUUUUUUUACUACCGGUUCUGUGGGUGUGGCUUGUUGGGCGUGGUGUGGCUUGGUGGGGGAAAGAUACUGCAAAAAUCUCCAUUCCCCCCACUUCUGGGGGACGGAUAUUGCAAAAUCUCCAUUUCCACCCCACUUGUCGGCCAGCCAGAGGUGAUAUUUGCCUGUUCUCCGAACUACUCAAAAUUUCCGCUACCGGUUCUCCAGAACCUGUCAGAACCUUCUGAAUAGCACCCCUAGUGCUAUUCAGGUCUAGUGUUGUCCCAAGAAGCCAUGCUUAUCAGAAAUGAUUGUAAUAUCAAACUAUGUCCUCUACUCUGGUAGUAUCAAAAUCAGGGGUCAACUUCUAAGAUGUAUGGACUUCAAAUUCAGGAAUUCCCCAGCUAGUAUAAUGGAUGAAGAAUUCUGGCAGUUGAAGUCCACAAGUCUUAAAAAGUUACCAAGUUUGGACUGAGUAGGAUAACCUGCCAUGGCCAACUGAUCCUGGCCCAUCUUGCCAUGGCCCGACUCGCCCUGGCCGACAGUUCAACAAGGGAUAACUCAACAGAGGGACAAGCGAUUUGCAGCGGGCCUUGUCUUGCUUCAGGUUUGAACCUUCUCAAGUUGGAAGUCCUCAAGGCUGGGGUGAGCUGCAAUUCUACUCGUCUCUCUCUUGGAGUUAUCCCGCAGCAAGUUGUCCCUCUGCGAAUUGGCCGGGGCAAGUCUGCUGGGGGAAGUUGUCUUAGAUCAGGGAUGUCAAACUCAAUUUCAUUGAGGGUCGCAUCAGGGUAGGGUUUGACUUCAGGGGGGAGCUAGGGGUGUGUGGCCAAUUCGACGUCACUUGUGUUGGGGGUGCUUGUGGUGGCCCAAGUGCUCUGCCAGUGAAAACAGGCUCCUGAGCUCUGUUUUUGGCUGUGAUGGCAUCCUGCAACCUUUGCCAGCAAAAACGGAGCUCAUGCAGCCCUCCCGAGCUCCAUUUUCACUGGCAGGGGCACCGUGGGCGAGUCCUUUGCUGUUUCCAGGACGGCCCUGUGGGCCAGAUCAGAGCACCCCGCAGACUGGAUCCAGCCUUGAGUUUGACACCCCUGUCGUAGACCGAAGUUUGGAAACUUCUGCCAAGAAAGUCCAGGCUUCAGCUAGCUAGGGAAUUCUGAGAUGAGAAGUCAAGUACAUUUAGAGAGUACCACAAUUGAAUGUAAGUGGGGGGGGGGAAAUUACAUUAGAAUAAGCCACAGAGUGCAAAGAGACCUGAUAGAGGAACGCCGGUGUUCCAGAUCAGAGAUGCUGAAAAUACAUAGCACCUUAUAAUUUCCUCUUCGGAUUUCUCCCCACCCGUUUCUUUUUAUGCCUCCUGUUUGGCUUUUCCUUCUAGUUUCCUUCUGAGUUUAGGAGACUUUGACCUACAUUGGUUCCUAAUCCUCUCGCAAUGAGCAUUUUUUAGGAGCAUAAUAUCUUCUAUUCGAUGAAAACGUGGAAGUCUUAGCUACUAGAAUUCUUCAGGUAAUCCAAAUAUUGGCUAAGCAUUUUCAGGUGGCAAUGAUUUAACACUCUUCUAAGAGUUUUUUUUUUCCUGGGAUACACACCUUUACUAAGGGUAGUUUUAAAGUAUAAAGUGUAAUGGUAUAAAUAAAGAAUUCUUCUGUGUGUCAGAAAUAAAACUCUGCUUUAGAUUGUCUAAAGAAAGCACGACGCGAAAGGCUUUUCUAGAGAUUCGGAAUAAUGAUGACGGUUGCAUUGGCUCAUGUCUAAGGGUGAUCAAAAAACGUGUUUUUUUUCUCUCAUUAAGAUAAGAAACUCAUUUUCAGUGUAUGCUGCUUCAAAUUGAAAUUUACAUGACUAAAUGUCUUACGCACAGAAAAAAAAAAUGAGUUGAACAUUUGGAGCGUACCGAGAAAGAGGUUAUGCUUGAAAGAAGGGACAUGAAAGAGUGUCUGUGUUGCUUUGGUAAAGAAAAAGAAAAAGAAAACAACAUAGCUGUGUAGAAAUCCAUGCUAAAAAAAAAAGGCAGCAUUCAGGACAAUUGGGUUUCAAUAAAGUCAGGAAAACGUUCACUGAAAGAAGAGACGUCUGGCGAAAAAUAAGAGAUGCUGAAUUGUACAGGUUUGCCUGACGCUAUUAAAAAGAAACCCUGACGAAAAUUGCAUCUUUAUUAACCCGAUUGUACAAGAUUGUAAGUAAUGCAAAUUAGCUCUAUACUAAUACACUGGUCCUUGAUUAGAAAGGACCGUGAAAAUGUCAGAUGUCCGGCAAAGUUGCAGUAGAGAGUUAAGAUACAAAGCUAACGGUUGUAUACAGGGGUCUCCAACCUUGGCAACUUUAAGACUUGUGGACUUCAACUCCCAGUAUUCCUCAGCCAGCAAAGCUCCACAAAUCCACAAGUCUUAAAGUUGCCAAGGUUGGAGACCUCUGGUUGUAUGAGACUCUUUGCCAGAUGCAUUCAGUGGUGGUGACUGAUCUGGAACCUGAUCUUAGCAGAUCUUCCUCCUGUCAAGUAGAUAGAUUGAUCAUAUCUCCAUCCUGGUAAAAGCCUGGAGGCUAAUGACUGCCAUGUUUUAUGGCUGGGAUUUCUACUAAUCAGUGCAAUGGCCUACAGAUCUCUUCUGAAUUGCCAGACAGCUGGCUUGGUUAACUAGGAGUUUGGGGUUUAUGAGAGAAGGAACGCCUCUCAUAAUGGGACAACUGGCCAAGGACAAGUGGCCAUGGGACAACUCUCUGUGGACAACUCACUGCGGGACAAUUCAACAAUUUAAUUAUUUAAAAUACAGACAGUCCUCGACCUAUGAUCAAAAUUUCUGUUAGGUGAGAAAUUUGUGAAAGGAGUUUUGCCCCAUUUUACGAUCUUUCUUGCCACAGUUGUUAGGGGAAUCACUGCAGGGGAUAAGUUAGUCACCUGAUUGUUCAGUGGAUUUGGCUUUUCCAUGGACUUUGCUUGUCCAAAGGUCGCAAAAGGGGAUCAUGUGACCCCGGAAUGCUGAAACCGUUAUAAAUAUGUGUCUGACUGUGGAUCACAUGAUUAUGGUGAUGCUGCAAAGGUGCUAACUGUGAAAAAUGGUCAAAGUCACUUUUUUCAGUGCCAUUGUAACUUUGAAUAAUAAUUAAAUGAAGUGUUGUAAGUCGAGGAUUACCUGUAAUUUAAAAAAAAAUACUUUAAUUUUUGUCAUUCACAUUUCAUUUUGUCCUUCCUUCUGUAUCCUUUCUUUCGUGAUUCUAUUCCACCAUUUCUUUGGUAUUAGUGUAACUCUUGUCCUGCGGCGAGUUGGCCAUGGGGACAGUGAGUUAGCCACAGCAUGUUGACCCUGCCAAGUUGGCCUUGACGAAUUGGCCAUGAAGAGUUGGCCAUGGUGACGGUGAGUUAGCCGCAGCAUGUUGGCCCUGCCAAGUUGGCCUUGACGAAUUGGCCAUGAAGAGUUGGCUAUGGUGAGGAAGCCACAGUGAGUUGGCCAUGGGACAUUGGCCAUGGCAAGUUAGCUAUGGUGAGUUGACCAUGGUGAUUUGACCAUGCUGAGUUGGCUAUGGUCAAGUUGGCCAUGGUGAGUUGACCAUGGUAAGUUGACCAUGGCAAGAUGGCCACAGUGAGUUGUCCUACACCCAACACCUGCAUAUCAGUGCACUACAUUCCAUAUGGUCUUUCAUCUUGUGCUGCCUCACCUUUCUGUCCUAAAGAAGCCUCAAAAGGUUUGACUCAACUUUACAAGUAUCUUUUCCAGGACCAAUUUCUCUGAUGUUUGAAAAGAUGGACAUUUGAUUCCCCUACCCCGUCCCCAUGGCAUUCCAUGAGCAUUUGGUCCUGGAUCUCUACUGAGCUAAGUUCUCAAACCAUCUAAAGUGAAUGUUGAAGGAAACGAGGAAAGAGGGAUGCACAAAACUGUCAGUAUUGACUAAGCAUUCUUAUUUUGGUUCAUUUCCACAGCUCCAAAAUAUAUCCAGCUUCUGUUUUGUGGAAUGCAAGUAACUAUUGAUGAUACACUUUUCUUUUUCUUUAAAAAAAAAAUCACUUAUGUAAAAAUAUGCAGUAUUUAAAUACUCUGGCAUUUGUAUUAUGUGUGUUCAGUGUGAAUAGUGGAUCAUGUCAUGUAACACAGGUUUUUUUUUUUGUUCUUGAUUAAUUUUUAUCUAAAGUCUCUAUACCAUUUUUGUAAAAAAAAAAAAAAACCAAGGAAAAAGAAACAAAAAGUUUGCUUUUCGAUAUUUUGUAUAGUUAAUAUAGAUGGUUUUGACUAAAUGCUUUAUUUAUUUAAUAGCAAAACUGUGCCAAGAGAUACCCUUGUUAAUUAAAAAAAAAAUUACUAGUUCA
This is a messenger RNA of Pantherophis guttatus, 9861 nucleotides long. RefSeq names its product NKD inhibitor of Wnt signaling pathway 1 (gene NKD1). Gene Ontology annotation, biological process: negative regulation of Wnt signaling pathway. Lineage: Eukaryota; Metazoa; Chordata; Lepidosauria; Squamata; Colubridae. Gene Ontology annotation, molecular function: calcium ion binding. The record is from RefSeq and is a predicted model, not a curated record. Gene Ontology annotation, cellular component: cytoplasm.